This is a messenger RNA of Archocentrus centrarchus (flier cichlid), 2065 nucleotides long. It is a transcript of the gene snupn, whose product is annotated as snurportin 1. Gene Ontology annotation, biological process: snRNA import into nucleus; protein import into nucleus. Gene Ontology annotation, cellular component: cytoplasm; nucleus. Bases 316 to 1437 code for a protein of 373 amino acids. The record is from RefSeq and is a predicted model, not a curated record. Gene Ontology annotation, molecular function: nuclear import signal receptor activity; protein binding. NCBI's taxonomy places the organism in Eukaryota, Metazoa, Chordata, Actinopteri, Cichliformes, Cichlidae. The transcript has 9 exons.
AGUUUCCUGUGUAAUGUGUAGUUUGGGUCCGACACUUGUGUGGUUUGUAGUUUGUGUGAAAACGUUAGAAACGCGCUAGCGUCAGGGUUGCUAACUGCUAACCGGCCCACAGUAUGCUAGCACGUUUGGCGCGAUGCUAUGCUAGCAGCUAAUCUUUGAGACUGGCCGGUUGUAGCAGUCUGUAAUCGGAGGUUUAGCCGGGCUUUUUCCGUGGAGUAUAAUCCAGCUAGAUGCCCAACUAGAUGAGACUUUAUCGCCCGUUUGAGAGUUUGUUUAGCAUAAAAUAACAUCAAGCAGCUCCUAGUUGAUGCCCCCAUGGAUGACCUGACCCAAGCCCUCUCGGCCAGCUUUGCUGUGUCCAAGGAGCCCAACAAUACAGCCUGCCCCCACCCUCGACUGGCCCAGUACAAAAGCAAGUACAGCGUGCUGGAGCAGAGUGAGCGACGGCAGCGCUUUCUUGAUUGGCAAAAAAGUAAAAGGUUAAACUACGUCAACCAUGCGCGGCGUCUGGCUGACGGGGACUGGACGGGGGCAGACAGUGAUGGGGAGGAAGAUAUGGAGAAACAGGAGGAGGGAGAGCAGGCACAAGAUGGCAACACGGAAGAAGAGGGGAUGGAGAUUGAGAGGAGGAAGCUGCCAAAACAUUAUGCAAACCAGCUCAUGCUAUCAGAGUGGCUGGUGGAUGUACCAUCAGAACUGGACACUGAUUGGCUGAUGUUGGUUUGUCCUGUGGGCAAAAGAUCUCUGAUUGUUGCCUCUAAGGGUUCCACUGCAGCGUACACCAAGAGUGGCUAUUGUGUGAACCGCUUCCCCUCCCUGCUGCCCGGUGGGAACAGACACAACUCUGCUAUGGGAAAAGACUACACAAUCUUGGACUGCAUCUACAGUGUGGUGGACAGAACUUACUACAUUCUGGAUGUCAUGUGCUGGAGAGGCCACCCGGUCUACGACUGCCCAACCGAGUUCCGCUUCUUUUGGCUCCAGUCCAAAGUCCAGGAAACCGACGGCCUAUCAGAGAUCACCAAACGCAACCCGUUCCGGUUUGUGGGCCUUCAGAGCACAGACUGCACAGCAGAAUCAAUAAAGGCAGCCCUGGCAGCAGAGUACAGCUUCAGUGUUGAUGGUCUCCUCUUCUACCAUCGCCAGACCCACUACACCCCUGGCAGCACCCCUCUGGUUGGCUGGCUUCGCCCCUACAUGGUCACCGACAUCCUGGGUAUAGAAAUUCCUGCGGGACCCCUCACCAAGAAGCCGGAAUAUGCCAGCCAUCAGCUGCAGCAGAUCCUGGAACAUAAAAAAACAUCAACUGAAGUCCGCCCGGCCAACAGAAGCGGGGGCUAUGAGUUAGAGUACCUGUCUACACCGAGUCAGGGCAGUGAGGACACUCUGAACUUUCAGAAUCAGAAGCCAAUAAGAGAAGCACAUAUGGAGCUCUGAGUGGGAGGCUUAACGAGAUGCAAAUUGCCAAGUCAGUGUUUCUGAAUGGUGGCAGCAGCCCACAUAUAGUUCUUUAGAAUGUGUCCUGAAUGGUUCUGCAGCUCUAACCAAUUGCAAAGCAUGGCUAAUUCUAAUCCGGCACUGCUCUGGACAUCCUCGGAGUGCCGAUUAGUAGACCUGUGCUGUACUUUCAUAUGGCUAAAAAUCCAGUCUGACAUUUACAGGUUGUACCUGCUUGGAAACACUUUCCUCGCACAGUAUUUUGCCACUACGAUUAAUAGUUCACUAUAUGCAAAUUUGUAAAAUUGUGCGUUGUCCAAAGUGCAGCACAGUAACACUUGUGAUCACGAGUUAGUUUGAUCCGCUACACUUUUUUGCACUCACUGUUGUCAGUGGAUUGCAGGUUUUUGUGAGUAGAUCAUCAGCAAACAUUACAGAGAGUCUGCAGAAUGAACACUCAGCGUUUUGGAAGGCACAGUAAUGCUGAGAGGUCACAUCCUGUGAGUUAAUGCUUAUCAGCCACACUGACGUGGAUUUUUUUUUACAAUGAAAUGUUCAAUUUAAAAUUGCUUAGAAAAUGUUUUAAAGUGUGUGUACUUCUAAAUAAAUGUUUUUCUAUUGGCCUUCA